Molecule: messenger RNA, 1428 nt
Organism: Eutrema salsugineum
Lineage: Eukaryota; Viridiplantae; Streptophyta; Magnoliopsida; Brassicales; Brassicaceae
Product: pseudouridine kinase
Exons: 8
Coding region: 27-1205 (392 amino acids)
Molecular function (GO): kinase activity
Source: RefSeq, a predicted model, not a curated record
AUCUUGAAGUGGAGAGUAUCGAAGAAAUGAUGAGGAAACUCGCACAGAGAGAUGUAUCUGACUGUUCAUCAAUGGAGGUGGAGCCUGUCAUAAUCGGUGCGCUAGUUCUGGAUGUUCACGCCAAGCCCUUAGCCCCACCAAUCUCAGGAUCCACCGUCCCAGGCCAGGUCUUGUUUGCACCUGGUGGUGUAGCAAGAAACGUAGCUGAGUGCAUCUUCAAGCUUGGAAUUAGACCUUUUAUGAUUGGUACUUUGGGAUUUGAUGGCCCAGCCAAUGUAUUAUUGAAAGAGUGGAAGCUCUCCAUGGAAGGAAUCUUGAGACGCGAAGACAUCAGUACUCCCAUUGUAUCGCUUGUAUAUGACAUUAAUGGAGAAGUUGCUGCUGGUGUUGCUGGUGUGGAAGCAGUUGAAAAGUUUCUGACACCUGAGUGGAUCCAGCGGUUUGAAUACAACAUAAGCAACUCUCCUGUUCUUAUGGUAGAUGCAAAUCUCAGUACUCUUGCUUUGGAAACAUCUUGCAAAUUGGCUGCAGAGUUCAAUGUUCCUGUAUGGUUUGAGCCCGUGUCGGUCACAAAGUCGCAGAGAAUCACCUCAAUUGCCAAGUAUGUAACGAUAGUGUCCCCAAACCAAGACGAACUCAUAGCAAUGGCAAAUACUCUCUGCGCCAAGAAACUGUUUCACUCCCUUAAAUCAGAAGAGAAUAAGCUUUCACCUGAAGAUAUAUUCACCCUGCUAAAGCCAGCUAUUUUGGUUCUUCUUGAAAGUGGCAUUAAAGUAGUUAUCGUAACCCUUGGCUCCAAUGGAGCUCUCUUAUGCUCCAAGGGAAACCCCAAGAAGGCUCUGAACAUAAACCGGAAGUUCCCUAAAAGCGGAGAGAUCUUCAAAAGAGUACAAUCAGUCUGUUCACAGAACCGGUUUUCUGAAUCAGGAUUGAGUCUUUACGCAAUGCAUUUCCCAACCAUACCAGCCAAAGUCAAGAAGCUCACUGGUGCAGGCGAUUGUCUUGUAGGCGGUACAGUCGCAUCGCUAAGCGAUGGUUUAGAUCUGUUACAGAGUUUAGCAGUUGGCAUUGCCUCGGCUAAAGCUGCGGUUGAGUCAGAUGACAAUGUGCCUACUGAGUUCAAGUUGGAUCUUGUUUCUGAUGAUGCGGAGUUGGUUUACAAUGGCGCCAAGAUGUUGUUGGUUCAUCAUCAGUCCAUGCUGUGAAGAAAUGAUCUUGUUGGUUCACUUGCCAAAAGAGUCCUUUGGCAUUUGGGCUUAGUAACUGUUUCUUAUGUACACUAUAUAUCAAAGUUUUCUUCUGUUUUUGUGUUCCUCUCUUAUUAAGCAAAUUAAUGUCUGUCUUCACUUUUUUUUGGUUUGGUUUCAUUUGUUGUUGUCUAUUAUAUCACCAAUUUGAUUUUAUUAUAUUCUCGAUGAUCUUAUCAUA